AGCAUCUCAGCUAGCAAAGCCAGCCAGUUCCUGAUUGAUAUUUCCAUUUUUCAUCUAGGUGCCUACCUAUCUAUAGGAAUGUAUCCUGAUGGGUUGUGGCAGUUAAGGGACAGGGCAACAUAUAUUUUCAUUUUGCCAGAAAUAUGCAACCGUGCAGAGAGGGCAUCGUUGUUUUAAGAAUCUAUCGGACUUUCUUUCAAAAACACACUUGGUCGAAGUAAGAACCACUAAUUGGAAAGAAAGUCAUAAUAAUUCCAGUUUUUAUAGGAAACUGAUGUGUACUCCUGGAUUUAGUGAAGAUAAUCAAAAACAUGAACUGAUGCUAGCCUAUUGCUUUGACCAGAGGAGGGCAGUAAUACGCAUCUUAGCGCCUAUACUGCCCAAAAUUCACAAGAAGAAGAAGGUGGCUACCAAAACAAUAAAUUCUGUUUUAUUGGGUUGCCUAAAAGGUGGGGUAAAAUGACGAAUUAUGCUCAUUUUCAAACACAGAUAACGACCAUUAUGGAAAUCAUGACAAAGUCAGCGAUAGCAGAAUUAACAAAAGUUUUUGACGACAGUUCCUCAGUUUUGUGUUUGGAAAUAUCUAGGAGUUUACGUGAGAAUGAAGCGCUGAAAAAUAAACUACGAUUGCUGCAGCUGACAGCGCCGCAAAGACAGAACGAGGAAAUGGGGGUGCGUCAGAAUCCUGUCAACACUCGAUCUGUUGGAGUUCAAGUUUUCGUGGAAGAGCAAUACCGAGAGAGAGUCAUUGGUCAGGAGUGCAGCUUCAAUCUGAGAAGAGAUGAAGAACCUGCAGGUGUGGAAGAGUCUGCAAACAUGGAGAAGGUCAGGACUGAACCAGUUCUUAUCAAGCAGGAGAAACUGGAAGAGGUCUUGUGUUACAGUGACCCACAGCCCACACCUGUGGAAGAGGAACAGAUAACACAGCCCACACCUGUAGGAGAUGUGAAGAAACCGGACACAGAGCCCACACCUGUAGGAGACCCAGAGGAGCUGAGUGAGCAGCACAGGUGUGGACACGGUGAUGAGGAGCUCAGUGGACUGGAGUUUGUGGUGAAGGCAGAGCAAGAGGAAGAACAUGUAGCCCAGAGACUCAAUCAGACAGGAUGUGAACACAGUGCAGGAAGACUCAACAACCUGGGCUCUGAGUAUGUGAUGUAUGAGAGAGACAGUCAGCUGUGGACUUCCUUUACCCAAGAGGACAGUGACAUAGAGACUGAUGAUCCAGUUUGUUCUAGUGCUACAGAAAAGUGCUCACAUAAUCUGUCAAUUCACACACAGCUACAACAUGCCCCUGCCACCAUGGAAGUCUCUGGAAACACACUGUCCUCUUUUGUGGCUUCAUAUGUUGAGGAGCUUGAUCAGAUGGGUGAGAAGCUGUCUGCUUGCAGUGAGGAGCUCAGAUCAGUGGCCAUUCACACACAGCAGGGUCAGUACAGAGAGAGACUUGUGCACACAGUGGAGAGAGAGAAUCAGACAUUACUGCCCCAGCAGCAGCAACAUGGACCCUCAGUAAAACACAUGAGAGGCAGUGAGAGCCCAGCCCAGCCACACUCAGGCUCUCAGUAUGAGACCAGCUCUACUCUGAGUACCACUGUUUCCAUUACUGGGAAGAAAGCCAAGACUGAUGGACAAGCUUAUUUUCGAAAGAAACUGUACAACUGCAUAUACUGUGGGAAGAGUUUUGAUCGCUGUAGUAAUCUCUUCUCACAUCACCGAAUUCACACGGGAGAGAAACCAUACAUCUGUGCACAGUGUGGGAAGUGUUUCAGUCUCAAAGGUAAUCUUGUAAAACACGAGAGGGUUCACAGUGGUUAUAAACCGUUUGGUUGCACACAGUGUGGGAAAAGUUUUGCUCACGGAGCUCACCUUAUCGCACACCAGAGAAUUCAUACAGGAGAGAGACCGUAUCACUGCGCCCUGUGUGGGAAGAGUUUCGCUCAGAAGACCACUCUUGUUACACAUGAGAGGACUCACACAAGACUGAAACCAUUCAGCUAUAACUAGUAUGAGAAUACGGUUUAAAAUUAUUAUUUAAAAGCCCUUCAAAAUCCUCAACUCUCACUGUUGAAAUGAACUACAUUUGCUGAUAAUUUUAGUGAAAAAUGUGAUUACAUCAAGCAUGAGGGUUUCCGUUCACGUGGCUUAAAAUAAAAAAGUUUCAAUUCAAA
This is a messenger RNA of Conger conger (European conger), 2171 nucleotides long. RefSeq names its product zinc finger protein 263-like. The record is from RefSeq and is a predicted model, not a curated record. Gene Ontology annotation, molecular function: DNA-binding transcription factor activity, RNA polymerase II-specific; RNA polymerase II cis-regulatory region sequence-specific DNA binding. NCBI's taxonomy places the organism in Eukaryota, Metazoa, Chordata, Actinopteri, Anguilliformes, Congridae. Gene Ontology annotation, biological process: regulation of transcription by RNA polymerase II. The transcript has 3 exons. Bases 460 to 2007 code for a protein of 515 amino acids.